Ectocarpus siliculosus is the source of this 671-nucleotide messenger RNA. NCBI's taxonomy places the organism in Eukaryota, Phaeophyceae, Ectocarpales, Ectocarpaceae. The record is from the annotation of a GenBank genome assembly.
CCGGAAACAAAUGAACAUCGACCAGCAAUAUAGGCAGAUGUUCCGGGUUGUUGCGGCGCGGGAGUGCGUGGACCACUUUUCAUCGGACAGGUCGCACAUGAUUGAAGCGGGUGGAGCGUACAGCGCCCAGCCCCCAGGUUUUCCUCCGCUGCGGGGUCCGCGGGCGACGAGUAGCAACAACAUGAACGAGUGGAUUAACAUGGAUGCUACCACCGGCCGAGGGAGGGUACUGAACCUUGAAGACAUGGAGGCGUUCGUGGCGCGUGGUCCUCAUCGCUUCACAUAGCCAACGCGAAUCUCAUCGUGUUAGAGGAGGCCAGACUCAAGAGGCGGAGGGACGCGCGUCUCAGCUUUUGGCAGGCUAGGCUGACCUGUGAGACGCUGCCCUUGCUGUUUUCGGUUUUGAAAGGCGCAAGGAGCAAUUUUGAACUUGUCGGUUCCAACGCGUUACGAGUGUCUCGCUCGUACGAGACGAGAUGUUUUUGUCGAAUUGGGCAAUGUUUGUAGAGGUAACGGUUUAACUAGUACCGCGCAGGCUUGACCGAUUCCUACCUGGAUGGACCGGGCCUGACCGCGUGAAAAUUAUUUUGUUUCUAUUAUUUUCUUGCUGCGAUCCGCACCGUUGUGUAGUGGUCGGGCGGACCAAACGAAACGACGAUACGGUGCACGAU